Hydractinia symbiolongicarpus is the source of this 3473-nucleotide messenger RNA. RefSeq lists its product as uncharacterized. Gene Ontology annotation, biological process: calcium ion import across plasma membrane. The record is from RefSeq and is a predicted model, not a curated record. The transcript is spliced from 11 exons. Gene Ontology annotation, molecular function: calcium channel activity; protein binding. NCBI's taxonomy places the organism in Eukaryota, Metazoa, Cnidaria, Hydrozoa, Anthoathecata, Hydractiniidae. Gene Ontology annotation, cellular component: membrane. The coding region runs from base 636 to 3194 and encodes 852 amino acids.
GGUUUAAAAAUUAGUCGCUAAAAAUUACAGAAAAUCUAUUUUAAUUUUUGCAAGCCUAAAUAUUUUUUUCAACUUUUUUUAAAAAAAAAAUGUAUCAAAAUAACAUGUCAUUUUCUCCAUGGUCUCAUCUGCUUUAAUAAAAAAGUCACUUAUACAUUUCUAUUUAUUGUGGGUUCAGUCAAUCAUCGUAAGUCAGAAAUGGCAAAGGACUACAAAUUGGGACAAAAAGUACAAAUAGGAAUUAUGAAUGUGGACGGAGCGGCUUACAAACCAGGACAGCUUUGGGGAUAAAAAAUCGGGACAGGGAUUAUAAAACAGGUUAUUGGGGUAGGGAUUACAAAACGGAUUACAAAUCGGAGUAUGAACUACAAAACGGGGUAAGGAUUACUCUGUUAAUUAUCGUAUUUAAAUAUUAUUAUGUGAACAAAACAAAGCAUUCAAUUUGCCAUCAUUUUUAUUGAAUCUCGAUGGGAUUGCCUAUUAUAUACAAAAAUUAAUUUAUAUAUUUCUAGUUUUUUAUUUUACUAAAUACUGAGAGUCUAUUGCACACAGAAUUUUUUAAAAGAUAGAGAAAAAAUGAUUGAUUGAUUUAAUUGAUAUGAUAUUGUCCUGAGCAAAAUUGUCACCGAUUUAUAAUGGCUACUUCUUUUGAAAACCCUACGUAUAAUGGCGAUGACGAGCACAAUGACGAUUCUAAUCAAGGUGGUGAUGAUGAUGCAUUUUUUAGUUGCAGUCAAAAUCUGUCCGACUCAGGUGGUGACAGCGAUAUCAUGGACUUACUGGAACAAGUCGAUCGACUAAAUCGAUUCGAGGAAAUGCAAAAUUUAGAUAUACUCAAUUUAAGAUCACAAAAAUGUAUUGGAAGCCACGUGGAUGCCAAAUGGAGAAAGGGGCCAUCUCCUAUAGGUGAUCUCGACGAAAUAAGUGAUGUCAAAAUCGCCAGUUUGGAAGGUUCGCUUGGCCUUAAAAUCGAAAAAUCUGAAGAUGCAAAGGUUCGAAGGAUGGAAGUUGAAAUGGCAGACGAUAGUGAAAGAGAUAUGACAGCUAACAAUGCUCUAAUCAGCUAUUUUGCAUUUCUUGGCACAUGUCCUGACACUUACUCUGUUGACUAUCAGUUCAUCAGCAACUUAUUAAAAUAUGCAGAUAUCAAUACAAGAGAUCAGCAUGGCCAAUCAUUAUUGCACGAAGUUGCUAGAGAGUGGAGCAUUGAUUUUGCUGAUUUUUUAAGAAUUAAAGAAAUAGAUAUCGAUGGUGCCGAUCACUGGGGUAGAACGCCAUUGAUUGUUGCUUCAGCAUGUAAUCACGUGGAAAUGGUCGAAUGGUUAUUACAGCAUGGUGCAAAUAUUAGUCAUCGUACCAUCAAGGGAGAAGAACAAAGCGCCAUACAUUUUGCAGCAAAAUAUGACGCGGUGGAUGCAUUUGGAAUGCUUAUAAAGUUUGGUGCCAACCCUUUGGAGAGAGAUGCAAAAGAAAGAACCCCAUUUUUUGUGGCAGCUGAAGCAGGACAGCGAAACAUGUGCAGUUACAUGUUGGACUUGGGUUUACCUGCAGCGGCUUACGACGAAAAUGCAGUUUCUGUUAUUGACAACAUCAUCAUAAAGAUGCCAACUAGCAUAGCGUAUAGCGCACUCGAUCAAUUUGUCACCACAGAUAAACUACGUCGACAAAGGAAGUAUUACUUAAGUUGUUUGGGAAAACGUCGUUUCACUUUGUUGGAAAGAACAAAAGAACGUUUUAAACCUGCUUCAGAUAGUCCUACUGCUUUAGAGAUCAUAGUGCAAAGAAGAGAUCUUAACUUGAUUACUCAUCCCGUGAUAUUAAAAGUAAUUGAAUUAAAAUCAAAAACAUUUGCGAAAAAAUUUAUCAGAAUCAAUGUUGGUAUUGCGUUUUUGUAUACACUGUUAUGGACUGCAACAAUACUGAUACCAUCAAAACGAGAAGGAGAUUGGAGUUCGUCAAAUGUAAUGCAGGUGUUGACAUCAACAUUUGCUCAAUUUAUCGCAGUAUAUCAGUUUUACCUGAUUUAUCAAAGGUUUUCUUCAGUAAAUGCCAAGAUUAAUAAAGAAAGGAAAAGAGUAUUGCACCAGUGUAAAGAUGAAAAAAAAUUUUGUCACCCACGCUGGGUAGUUGAAAAGAGUUUAUUGAAAAAAAAGAAAAACAUAGCAGAAAAUUUAUCACAGAGAUUUUUCUCAGAUGGAUGGAAUGUAAUAGAUUUAAUAUCAUUGCUAGUUGGGACAGGAGCCUGGAUAAUUACUUUAAUAAAUACCAUUUUUCCAAAUAUUUAUAAAAUAAAUUCUGUGUGGACGGGUUAUUGUACGUUUUUCAUCUUGUUGGCUUGGCUGAGGUUAAAUCGCUAUGUUAGAUAUGAACAAUCUCUAGGGAGGUUUAUUGCAAUGUUGGAAGAAUCUGCUAUUGCUUCAGUGACAUUUGCAUUUCUAUUUUUUGAGUUCUUUAUACCGUUUGUGGUUGCGUUUUGGGUGCUGUUUGGUGGCGUAAAGCAAGGUAGCGAAGGAGGAGAAUAUGAAAAAUUUAACGAUUUAGUUUAUCAACUGUAUCUACUGGCAAUAGUGGGUGAUUAUGACUAUGAUACGUUACAAGCAGAUCGUAAGGUUGUGUCCCAAAUCUUAGUGGGUGGUUAUUUCAUACUUGUCAGCACAAUAACAGUGAAUCUGUUGGUUGCAUUGUUUACUGAAGCCUUUAUAAGAAUAAAUGAAACAGCAGUGGCUAAUUCUCGUUUAAGAGAAGCUGAAGAGAUCCUAGACAUUGAAAGACGAUUUCCAGAGAAGCUUAGAGAAUUUGAAAUAUACACAAAUAGACAUUGUGCCCCAAUGGUAACUGAAAUGUUGGGAGAAGAGGAGACAGAUAAGAAAAAAAGUUACAGUGCAAGACAAGCUUUAAGUAGCGUUUAUUUCAAGUUGCGUCGAUUCAAUCCUGAACUGAACAACAUUAUUAAAGCGCAGGAGGCUCUUCGUCACAGUGUCGAAAUAGGCGGAACCGCGUUGGGAGACUUCAAUGUAAAGUACAUGUCAACAAGGCGUAACGAAAUUUUGGAUAGACUGAAUGAAGUUGUGAAGUUUCAAAGUCACGUUUUUAAUAAAGCACAAAGAAUAACUAGAAACAAAAUUUCAAGGCUGGUGGAUAGAACAGUGUUUGCAUUGACCGAUACAACUGACGGGUCUAUGCCUACGGAAUAAUACAUCCACCUUGCUUUUUUCUCCAUAGAAAUACUGCUCAUGAUUAAAAAAUGCUUUGUGGGUUGUAUAACGGGAUAUUAACCUACUUGAAGAAUAACUAUGUUAUAUAAUAUAUCUAUUCAUAGACCGAUUUAAACGUCAUGGUUCUUCGACAUGUAUUUCGUGUAUAUCUAUAUACGUCAAUGCAUUUUUUAGCUCUUAACUCUGUAUACAUAUUUUAAAUCCAGUUGUUAAUUGUUUACAAGAAAUUGCAUUCGAUCUAAAUAUUUUAUAUCAUGU